AUGGAGCGGUUAUCUCUAAAUGACAACCCUGCCAAUGCGCAGCAGCAGCAGCAGCGCAAUCCUCAACAGCAGCAACAGGUUCAGCAACAGAAUGCCCUCGGCCCAGCCGGUCAAAUGCCCACAUCGGGCCCUCCACAGCUCCCCCCGCAGAUGUUCACUACCGCCGCGCAACUACUGGAUCUGACAGAUAAGAAGCUAGUGCUUGUAUUACGCGAUGGCAGGAAAUUGAUCGGUGUAUUGCGAAGCUGGGAUCAAUUCGCGAACCUUGUUCUCCAAGAUACUGUCGAACGAAUUUACGCCGGAAGCCUCUACGCUGAUGUCCCGCGUGGGAUCUUCCUCGUGCGUGGCGAGAAUGUGCUCCUGUUGGGUGAAGUGGAUCUCGACCGUGAAGAUGAUAUCCCCUCUUCCGUACGACAGGCAUCAUUCGAGGAAGUGUUUGAGCUCAAGAAGAAGGAGGAUGCCCAGCGCAAGAACAGCGAUAAGAAGCGACACAAAGAACUGUCUGCCCUGGGAUUCGAACCAGAGCACAGCGGCGAGAUUCUCUUUUAG
Molecule: messenger RNA, 549 nt
Organism: Penicillium malachiteum
Lineage: Eukaryota; Fungi; Ascomycota; Eurotiomycetes; Eurotiales; Aspergillaceae
Product: U6 snRNA-associated Sm-like protein LSm1
Exons: 4
Coding region: 1-549 (182 amino acids)
Biological process (GO): deadenylation-dependent decapping of nuclear-transcribed mRNA
Cellular component (GO): P-body; Lsm1-7-Pat1 complex
Molecular function (GO): RNA cap binding
Source: RefSeq, a predicted model, not a curated record